Messenger RNA from Corticium candelabrum, 1047 nucleotides. RefSeq lists its product as uncharacterized. The transcript has 5 exons. Bases 259 to 1047 code for a protein of 262 amino acids. The record is from RefSeq and is a predicted model, not a curated record. Lineage: Eukaryota; Metazoa; Porifera; Homoscleromorpha; Homosclerophorida; Plakinidae.
CCUAAAAGAACUGCUGACUUGAAGACUUUACUGACUACACUAGAUGAAUCUGACCAGUCAUCUGAAGAUGAAUACCAAUAUGAAAGUGACACUGAUUGUACUUCAUCUGAUGAUGUUGAUGAGCUUGAUGCCAGUUAUCUGGAUGACAUAACAUUGUCCCCAAGCACUCACCAUGCUUCAUCACAUGACAUUGUCGAUGUCACAACCUCACCUGUCGGAAGUGAGGAAGUUUUGGAUGAUCAGUUGACUGUAGAGGACAUGAUUAUCCCAAUGGUACAGUUUGGAAUUAGUGACAAAGAUCCAGGUGGACAGAUGCCUACCUCAAGUCCAUCUUCUAGAGCUAUUCCUGUUAUACGUGUCUCAGUGCAGCCAAUAGCAAUAACACCUAUCACUAUCUUUGAAAAUGAUCUUGAGAAUAGGCUGAAGUUACCCAGGGUUGUGUGUGACGAAGAUUGCAUAUUGCAGUUGCUUGGAAAAACGUGCAGAUAUCCCUUCUGUUGGGAAGAGAUAUCGGUGCAGAAGAAGCAUAUUGGCAGCACAUUGACAUUGCAAUGGCACUGCAAGAAGUUCCACCAAGGCUCAUGGAGUUCUGCACAAUGCAAAUCUCAAAAUGGAUACCCAUUCUUCAUAAAUAAUCUUUUGUUUGCUGCUUCAGUUUUUCUGUCUGGAAACAGCUUCUCAAAAAUUAGUCUCUUGUGUCAGUUCUUUAGAUUGAAUUCUAUAUCACAGUCAACUUUCGAUCGCAUUCAAAAUGCAAUCCUCGCCGAUAUUGGAGAUCGACCAGUUGUUCUUGCUGGUGAUGGGCACUGUGACUCACCAGGGUUCAGUGCAAAAUAUUGUGUGUACUCUCUUAUGGAUAUUGCCACACGAAAAGUUGUAGACGUUCAAUUUGUUGGCAAGAGAGAGACUGAACUGAAAUCACCUAGGAUGGAGAAACUUGGACUGCAGAGAGCUUUGACAUCUAUACAAAAGAAGAUCAAAGUCAUAGAAUUAGUCACAGAUGCAUCUAUUUCUAUUUCUGCAAUGCUGAGUAAGGACAUAACAUGA